Gloeophyllum trabeum ATCC 11539 is the source of this 3987-nucleotide messenger RNA. RefSeq lists its product as uncharacterized. The coding region runs from base 1 to 3987 and encodes 1328 amino acids. NCBI's taxonomy places the organism in Eukaryota, Fungi, Basidiomycota, Agaricomycetes, Gloeophyllales, Gloeophyllaceae. Gene Ontology annotation, cellular component: trans-Golgi network. The transcript has 13 exons. The record is from RefSeq and is a predicted model, not a curated record.
AUGCCCAACCCACUCGCAACUGGUCAUUUGCAUCUAAAUUUUCCCUCCCACCCCCCACCGUCUACUCAUGGGUCAUUAGCUCUUUUCCGACCGUCCAGUUUUCCGCUUGGAGUCAUCGGGAUUGCUUCCUGCUCGGAAACCGAUUCUCUCUCUGGAAUCCUUGCCGAAUUCAAUGGACUGCUUGGCAGCUUGUUCCCCAAGGAGUCUUUAUAUCCACUCGCUAGAAAUUGCUUUGUCUUUGAAAGCGACGAUGGUAAUACGAACUUGAACCUAGGCGACAGCUUACCGGGCUUGGUAGUGAUUCCGAGUAUGAUGGGUAACAAGAAGAUAUACAUCGGCACGCUUCUUGCUGACCUUUGCUCUCAAAUAUUGGGCGAGUUUGCUACUGUGGUGAAUAGGCUCGAAAGCCCUUUAGGCAACGAAUACCUAAAUUCCUCGCUAUUCCCCCUUUUGCCUCCAAUGUCCGACCUUCCGGAGGCACUGGACAACAUUGACGAUUCAAAGCGCGCAUCUUUGCCCUCCUACAAUAGUAAUCCAGAGCUUAGUGCGGCGAACGGACCGCUCAAGCGUCCAGGUGGAUUGACGCUGAAACGUAACUCAACUAUGGGUCCCGGGUCUACCCCUGCUACACCUGGUUUUCGCAGCGCUUCCUUAGGCGUGCAGCAGCCUGCCAAGAAGAGACAUAGCGGCAUAGGCGCUGCAUCUUCCCAUGGGCGAUUAUUCAAGACCUUGGGUGACUUCUUCUUGCUUGCAGGCAGAAUCGAAGAUGCGUCUGUAUGGUACAAUGAAGCAAUCGUUCUCUUCAAGGCAUCUUCAGACCCCAUAUGGUAUGCAUCAGCAUUGGAGGGCCUUGCGACUAUCACUGUAUUGGAAGCGUGGUCCGCUGGACACGGAUUGCAUACAUCCUUCAGUAACGGCAAAGAACCUUGGACGGAUAUCUCAGAGAAGUUGGCACAAGCUGUCAGCCUGUAUUCAAAGCCAUCUAUUUCCGAGAUCGAAUCCAACGCUCCUCUGGUAGCUUAUCUGUAUGUCUGUGCAGUGCUUCGCCACACCAAUCUCUUGUUUGCCGUAUGGUCGGCAAAGGGCUGGGGUCCUCUAGCCUUCACUACCAUGCUGCAGCCGGGCUCGACCUACUACCUCCCGCCUACCCUAUCGCACCCAGAUAGCACGUCCGAAGUCAACCUGGAGCGCCUCACCUCCAUUACGAACAUUUCCCGGCAUCAGAUCUCUGCUGUACUCUCUCAGGCCCAUGGGCCAUUGCUCUUGCAUCUGGGUGCCCGCGAAAGGCUCGCUGCAUUGGAAGUCGUAGCUGGUAUGUACGCAUGCAUUGGGUACAAGCGGAAAGAAGCCUACGUCCUACGGGAAGUCCUCGGCUGUGUCAUGGACCUCAUUGUAUGCGCGCGCGAGGAGACUCAUGAAUCGAGAUCGUCCCGCCCGAUGUCCGGUCCGUCCGGUCUUGGGUUCAAGACUCUAAACCUUGGCAAUGCAAUGCAGGCGCCAGACCAGGGGACAGUCGCCGUACGGGCGAACGAGAGUAAAGAAGGGAACGAGAGCGUACUGCGUGUGGUCAAGCACGUUUGCAAAGUGCAUGGGAUCAACCUGGACGCGGUGAAACUUGUCAACAUCCACACUGAUGCGGAGGGUAAUGUACGAGACAGCAUACAUAGCUCUACAUCGCAGGAGGAAACCUUGGAAGUCGAGCCUGAAGCGCACGGUUGGCCGGAGCUCCAGAUAGGGAUCGUUCGUGAGGCUAUAGCUGUCGCCGAAGCUUUGCCAGGUUAUCAAGACUAUCCCGCUGUUGCACAAUUCGCACUGUCGGCUCUGAAGACGUUGUACCCUGUAUUGGCCGCUAGCGAUCAACAUCAUCUCUACAUGACCGGCACUCAAGCGUUGGCAACAGCGAGGCGACGUGGCGAUAGACGACGGGUGGAAUACUGGUCCGGACAACCGAUACUCAGUAUCGAACUGGUUCCGCCACCCUUGGCCCGACUACCUCUGGAGAAGCCUUUGUCGGUACUUGACAAACGUUUAUCCGAGUCCGCCGCGAUAUUGCCCGGUGUCACGGACCCCUUCCUCUAUAACCCACGCAAAUCUCUGACCGGCAAAACGCUCUUCACUGUAGCCAGCAAUGAGGCUGUUGAGGUUGCAGUGACAAUACGAAACCCUUUUGUAUUUGAUCUUGAAUUACAGAAGCUGGAACUGAGCACUUCAGGCGUACCUUUUCAAGGGAAAGCUAUACCUGUCACGGUACCCGCGAACUCGUUCCAUCCAGUGACGUUGUCAGGUAAACCUCUGGAAGCGGGAACUUUGAUUAUCAGAGGCUGCGUUGUGCAAGCCCCUGGCGGUGCACCUCGAGAGUUCGUGCUACCGCUCUCUACUGACGAAGAGGAGGAAAGGCAGUCUCGCCGACGUAGUGCCAUCGAGUGUGAAGUCGGGCGAACCAAAUACAGUGGCCUCAUGUCCUUUCCAUGGGUGAGACCCUCCACACGCGCCAGCGGGUCUGCUUCAGGCGCAACUGCGGCCAAGCGUUCCAUCCCGCGUUUUCUGGAAUGCCGAGUCAUUCCUGAACAGCCGCUGCUUCGCAUCCGACGAAUAUCUGUCACGCAUGGAGCUGUCAUGUUGUACAACGGCGAAACAUCUACUAUCCGUCUUACGCUCGAAAACGUUUCUCCGAUCUCCGUAGACUUCGUCAGGCUGACGUUCGAAGAUUCUACAAUGGCUCCCGCGCAGCAAGCUCUAGCUGAUGGAGAACUCUCGGUGUUUGACACGUAUGAGACAGAAUAUGAUUUACUACACAGGCCUGUUUUCUCGUGGUCCAACCAGAAGCAAGAGCAAGCGAUCACCCCUGGCAUGAAGAGCGUCUUCACAAUAACUUGCUUUGGCAAAGUCGGGUGUUCCAGCGGGAUGAUCCAUGUUGCUUAUGCGAGUCUAAACAAGCCUCGAGAUUCCCUCGCCACUCCCCAGCAAGUGUUUUAUACUCGACAAUUGUCAUACCCUCUCCUUGUUACGGUCUAUCACAUGCUUGAAUGCCAUGCCAUGGAUAUCUCCCAUUAUUUGGGCGAGGAAUUAUCUGGGCGUGAGGCUGUUCACGCUUCAGGUGAUGCUAGGAAGAUCCAACCUCUCCUGAGUAUCGAAGACGAAGUAGGCUGGUGCUUAUUCUCCGUCGAUGUCCGUAAUACAUACGGCUUGCCUUUCGAGGUGACAUUCGAUCGUGAACAAGAAGGAGCCCCACCAGAGUCUGUCACGACGCUGGUCCCUCCUGGUUCCACUACUCGUGUGAUCAUCCCCCUGAAGAAGUUCUUGUUAACCGCAGAACAAACAUCGCAACCCAUCCCCACCCUGUCUGACAGGCAAUUCGUGAUUGACAAAGCUAAACUCAGCGACGAAGAACAACGCAUUCAACGAGAGCUAUUCUGGUACCGUGAAGAGGUCUUUAAGUGCGUUCGAGGUCGCUGGCGAGAGGCCGGAGGCACGCGAUCUGGGGAACUCUCUCUUCGGAAGCAGAGAAUGACUCUACCUAUGCUACAGGCCGUACGCAUCGAAACAGCGAGAGUACAAAUGUCUCUCAUGCGGAGCAGUGGAGCACUCGACACCGAUAGCGGCAUCCUCAGUCGCAGAGGUAGGACGUACCUCGCUGAAGCUAAUGAGUUCCUUUAUCUUCGAACCCGAAUCACAAACCUUUCCAGUAAGCCUGAAAGAUAUAGGUCUCUUGCGAUAACCGCUGAAUCCAGAACAGACACCCCCUUAACAUUGACUCUCGAUCUCGCUUCCGACCCGGCUGAGCAUAUCAUUUACGAGGGCAUAUUGACCGCUAUACCGGUGGGUCAUCUCGAGCCUGAGGAAGCGCGAGAGGUCGAUUUGGCCGUCUGCUUUGUGUGUGGAGGAUCCUUCAACAUAACAUCCACAGUGCGCACACUGGGAGCAUUGGGAGACUCUGGGAAAGUGGGAUUCGCGGAUCUGACCGCAAUCGUCAAGUGCGAGACCUGA